Messenger RNA from Caenorhabditis sp. 36 PRJEB53466, 1032 nucleotides. NCBI's taxonomy places the organism in Eukaryota, Metazoa, Nematoda, Chromadorea, Rhabditida, Rhabditidae. The record is from the annotation of a GenBank genome assembly.
AUGGAUCGACCGGAGCCGACCAACGCCGUGGAAUCACGUCUCCAACGUCUUCUUGCGGACUUCAACGAAAAGAAGAACGUUGGUAAACAGGAAAAGAUAAGGAGCGUAAGUCAAGUUUCAGAUGGAGAGUACCAUGAGGGAGAUCUCUCGCCUCAAAGUGCCGGAGAAGAUGUCCCGCAAGUACGGUUUGUUGGAGACAAUCGCGCCGUUCGAGGAGGACCCGGUGCUAGGAAAGUUCGUCACCACGAUCAGAAAGAAGAACGAGAAGUGGAUGGAGAGCAACCGCCUGAAACGAGCCAAGUACGCUGAGAGGAAAGAGAAGGAAAAGGUAUGUGAAAUCAAGACUUCCAGAGGAUUCUAUGUAUAAUCAUUUUAGGAGAUGAAGCAAUUGGAGACAAAGAUGAAAGGAGAGCAAAUAAGAGCCGACCUUCUGGUCAAAAGCUCUAUUUCUCCACUUCCCAACACCGUUCAAAAUGAUGGCAGCACUGCUGCAUCCACCCCAAGUCUUGACACGUCACUGCCACUGAGCGUCGACAUCCCUGUUCAAAACUUCGGAUUAGCGAUUGAUUCGAAUGACUUGCUCCGCAAGGUAAAAGCAGACAUCUUCAGAUUAAUGUGAGCUUGCACUUUCAGCAGGAUGACCCGAACGCCACUCCGACUGAAGUUCAGCAAGAGAUUGUGACUGAGACCGUGCCAUCUCCUCUGAACUUUGGACCAGGUUUGGAUCACGGUGAGAACUCGCCCUUCAAACCAUAUGCUCAACCAGCAAGGCCGGUUUUCGACCUGGCGGCAAUCCAACGAACUCAACACUAUCAGCGGCUGUACCAGCAAGUUUUGAUGGAAAGCCACGCGGUGAGAUGAGAUCUUGCACAAUUUUGUUAAGCAAAAAGUGAUUUUCAGAGAUCCUUCGCUCCAAAUAUCUCAGUCGAGCAGCUUCUGGAUGACAUGAACCAACUGGUAACUCCUGUCGUUUGAUUCUCGUAUUUAAUGAAUCGUUUUCAGAAUGCUUCAAACUUCAUGCUCCGCUUCUGA